AUGACAGGAAUCUCUUUCUACAUCUUCUCAUUUCAAGCUCUCUUCAUUCUAUGUCUACUUGUUAUCAUUGUCCUCCUCAUUCAAAACUAUGUUGACGAAAAACGUCUCAUUGCUACACCUUCCAUUAGGAAAGACGAAGCUAUUCUCACAGCAUAUGCAAGCAUCAAAAUCAACGCAUCUGCAGACCAGGUUUUUGAUGCAAUAACCUCAUUUGAAAGGUAUGGAAGUGGAUUUUCCCAAUACAAAUGGGACAAUGGUCAGGAUAAAAUGCCCGUCGUGGGCGCGAGGGGACUUUAUUCGUUUCGAGUCGAAGAUAUACAAGACCGUUGCGUACCUGUUGUCUUGACUUUGCUGGAUCCUGUGCAUAAGAAGAUGGCGGCGAAGACUACUCAAUACCCCGAUUGGCUUCUUGGCACGGAGAGAGUCCAGGAAGUUGUGCCUAUUAAAGGCAAGAAAAAUAUUUGUGAGUAUAGAAAUUGGAUAACAUUACAGGGGUUUGCGGCAUAUUAUCCUUUGUUGACGGCGAAAGAAGAGCUUGAGGAUGUUGCUAGGGAUGCGGCUACGGAAUUGAAGACGUUUGUUGAGACACGGAAGCACGAAGGUUGA
Molecule: messenger RNA, 606 nt
Organism: Sclerotinia sclerotiorum 1980 UF-70
Lineage: Eukaryota; Fungi; Ascomycota; Leotiomycetes; Helotiales; Sclerotiniaceae
Exons: 2
Coding region: 1-606 (201 amino acids)
Source: RefSeq, a predicted model, not a curated record